Molecule: messenger RNA, 411 nt
Organism: Linum trigynum
Lineage: Eukaryota; Viridiplantae; Streptophyta; Magnoliopsida; Malpighiales; Linaceae
Source: the annotation of a GenBank genome assembly
AUGAGGUGGAUCAGGGCCUGUAUUACAAUGGUCCGAUUCUCAGUUUUUCUAAACGGCCCCAAAUAUGGAUACUUCCAGCCACAAUGUGGAAUUCGUCAAGGCGAUCCGCUAUCACAUCUGUUGUUUGCCAUCUAUAGUGAAGCCUUUGCAGCAAAAAUCAGCCAAGCUGUUGCGAAUUCCUCCCUCCAUGAUCAACGGGUACACCGAUCAGCUCCUCCCCUCUUACACCUAUUUUUCGCCGACGAUUCCUAUUUGUUUCUGAGAGCAUCUAUUCCUGAAUGUGCAACAUUGCUUCAAUUGCUUUCUGACUAUGAAAUGUUUAGUGGGCAGCGGGUUAACCUGCACAAAUCUGCUGUGUGUGUAAGUGAAAAUGUUCAGAACAGGAACUAUUGGCAAUCAGCUCAUAUUUAG